Molecule: messenger RNA, 1606 nt
Organism: Scleropages formosus (Asian bonytongue)
Lineage: Eukaryota; Metazoa; Chordata; Actinopteri; Osteoglossiformes; Osteoglossidae
Gene: ccdc124
Product: coiled-coil domain containing 124
Exons: 5
Coding region: 226-888 (220 amino acids)
Biological process (GO): transcription by RNA polymerase II
Cellular component (GO): nucleus
Molecular function (GO): transcription coactivator activity
Source: RefSeq, a predicted model, not a curated record
CGAGGACCUCUUAAAAACAUUGCCUUAAACAAGCUGUUGUCGUAAUACAUAAUUACUUAACUUUCGUUUGGAAAAAUUUUUAUUUUUGUUGAAUUUUCAGUUGCACAUCGGCUGAUUAAGGAAGUUGCAAUAUUUUCAGGCACGUGUGUAGACUACUGUUUAAUGUAACUAGUGUUACCCGCUUAGAAACUGGCAACCAGCUAGCUUCGAAAGCCUCGGAGCGCGAUGCCCAAGAAGUUUCAGGGCGAGAACUCCAAGUCGGCCACGGCGCGCGCGCGCAAGGCGGAGGCGAAGGCGGCGGCGGAAGCGCGCAAGCAGCAGGAGCUUGAGGACGCGCUGUGGCAAGACAACGACAAGCACGUGCUGAAGAAGGAGCAGCGCAAGGAUGACAAGGAGAAGAAGCGCCUAGAGGCCCUGGAGCGAAAAAGGGAGAACCAGCGGCUGCUUGAGGAGGAGAAUGCUAAAUUAAAGGGCAGAGCAUCCAAAGACCCUAUGGGGGGCAAGGUGACCCGGGCGCAGAUCGAGGAAACACUGCGCAAUGAGCAGAAGCAGCAGCAGCAGCAGGAGGUCAAGGAGAAAGAAAAGACUCACCUGGAGAAACCUUUGGAAGAAAAUGUGAAUCGUAUUGUCCUAGAAGAAGGCACAGUUGAGGCUAGAACUAUUGAGGAUGCUAUUGCAGCACUUGGCACAGUGGAGGAGCCCGAUCGACAUCCGGAACGCCGAAUGAAAGCUGCGUUUGCUGCAUUUGAAGAAUUGCACAUGCCUCGCCUAAAAAAGGAAAACCCUAACAUGCGGCUAUCGCAACUCAAGCAGCAGCUGAAGAAGGAGUGGGUGAAGUCUCCUGAGAAUCCCCUGAACCAGCGCUUCACUACUUAUAAUACCAAGUAAACAAAGAGAGCAAAUAGAAAGUACACAACAGAGGGACCCAACGAGCAGUGCGUGUAAUUAACAUUGAAUUCCCAAAUGAAAACACUUCACGCAAAACUACUGGGACUGGAGAAGCACCAUCCACAGCUAUGGUUUCUAUGCCCCAAUUAGCUGUAAGAACUUUGUGGCAACCUGUGUUUGAAAGAAAAAGUGGUCCAGCAGCUAAUCUUUGUGUCUUUCUUACUUCCUAUAUCCCUUGGUGGUGUCACUAUGUCAGCAUCCAGCCUUCUUUUUGCCACACAUUAGACUUUUCUCCAGCCUUGCUUGAACCAUUGAUGCAGUAGCUGUCUCAGCUAUGCUUAGAGUUGCAAGUUACUGAAUGGAAGUAAGAAAGUUAGCAGGGCUGUCACUCUAUAAUAUGGACCCAGAGGGAAUUUUGAACUUUUCUGAUGAGCUGCUCUUUCUGCUGGUGUGCCCCCCCCCCCCCCCCAUUAUUGUGCAGAAACACUGAGAAAUCACAGCAAGCUCCAGAAAGCUCUCCUCAGACAGUAUUUUAUUGCUUGCUGGGUUGGACUUGCUGUCAACACCAAUGUACAACUUCAUAACAGUCUGCAUUGCAAAUAAAAGUAAAUUCUGUUGUAUGUAGAGGUUGCAUGAUGUGAUUUGAACGCGUUUGCAUUCAUGCAUGAUGACAAAGCAGCCAUUUUUUUCUCCACAAAAUAAAACUUUUUUUUUUCCA